AUGCCAACUUCUCCUCCUCCGGCAACCUCAGCCGGCAAGCCGGCGGCCUCCAAGCCAACACAGCCAGAGAGCGGCAAGCUUACCGCCCAGCAACUUGCUGCGGUGAUGACCGCAGCCACCGCCCCUUCCUCCGGCUCGCAGACGCUAGCUCUGCACGUCGGCCGCGCCGCCGUUGUGGCCGGUGAAACGGCCUCCGCCCAAGUAGGCCGGAUUACCGAGUUCCAACAUGGAGGCAUUGACCUUGGUCAUCUGCUCGAUUACGCUGAAAAGUGGAAUCAGGAGGAUCUGACGCCGGCGACGAGCGGCCUAGGCAAGGACAAGCUGCCGGUGGUCGAUCCUUCUGGCCCUCAGAGCACCGGUCAACACUUUGGCCGGCUGCGGCGUGCGGCUAAGGAUUUCGACAAUGCGUGGCACGAUGCCAGCACCAACGUGUCGAUUCUCAAGAUUAUAUAUAAUCUCCCAGUCCCCGAGUUUCGUGUUGAGAGCGCAGCACUUAGUGCGAAACUUUGUUCUGUUCCGGAAGCCUCCAUCGAGGCCCUCAAAUCUCAGCUCGCCACCCUUCAAGCUGAAAAGGAGCAGCUCAUCACCGUGCACCGCGAAGUGAAGGAGCAGGCCAUGCAGGCUGAGCUCCGGCAUGCGCGGGAGCUCAAGGAGGCCAAAGCCGCAGCAGAGGCCAAACUGGACGAAUCCCUGAAGGAGUACACGAACUCCACUGCUGUGCUGCGGGCGGAGAUGGAGGAGGAGACCGUGGCGCGGAAGGCAACGCAAGACCGGCUCGCUCUCCUGGAGGCGGAGCAAAAGGAGUACGACCGGUUGGUUGUGCAGACUGACGCGCUUGCCCUCCGGCUCUUUCCGGACUCCCAGGCGCAUGCCCACAACAAAGUGGCGGAACGCAGGGUGGAGCAAGAAAUGGCCAAUCCGGAUGCGCCCUGGGAUCCAUAUGACCAUCUGGUUGCGCUCUCCGCCCGGGUCCAGCACAUGCGCUCCGUGGAUCGGCAUCUUGCUGAUCUUCCGGAUGUUGCUAUCCAAAUCUGCAAAGUGCUGUGGCCUGGGGAGCCGGUGCCUGCCAACGUCACGCUCACCGCCAACCGGUUGAAGGACGCCGACCGGAGGAUUCGCGAAUGGAAGUGUUCGGCGGCUCAUGCCGGAGCGGAUGCGGCGCUGCGCAUCGCCUGCUCCUGGUACGAUGACUUGGAUCUGGAUGCUUUCCAUAGCCUCCGCGCCGAUGCUCCUACCGACAUGGAUCCGGUCCGCACCACCAAGCGCCAGGACCGCGCCUACCGGAUAGCGGAGUUCGCCCACGUGCACACCUUCAUCCCUCCUCCCCCCGACAUCAAGGAUGCACUUUCUGACGAUGAGGAAGAAGUCGAGGACGAGGAGGAUGGAGAAGCUGGUGAAGACGAAGCUCCCCCGGAAGCUCCUGAGGCCGGUGAUGCUCCUCCUGAAGCCCCUGCUGCUUAA
Messenger RNA from Lolium perenne, 1461 nucleotides. Lineage: Eukaryota; Viridiplantae; Streptophyta; Magnoliopsida; Poales; Poaceae. The record is from RefSeq and is a predicted model, not a curated record.